Neodiprion virginianus is the source of this 9562-nucleotide messenger RNA. RefSeq names its product small subunit processome component 20 homolog. The transcript has 11 exons. Gene Ontology annotation, cellular component: 90S preribosome; nucleolus; small-subunit processome. The record is from RefSeq and is a predicted model, not a curated record. NCBI's taxonomy places the organism in Eukaryota, Metazoa, Arthropoda, Insecta, Hymenoptera, Diprionidae. The coding region runs from base 122 to 8449 and encodes 2775 amino acids.
ACGUGGGUGCUGUGUGUUUGUUGCAAAGAAAGUGAGGUGUUAAUAACUGUCAAAUUGAUUAUCAAUUCACAAAACUAUCAUAUGAGUUACAAGACGACUGAAUUGAAUAAACUUAUUAAUAAUGAAGAAUAAACCGACCCGUCAUAAGGAAUCAAACACCUUUAAGUUUAAGCCCUUCUCGGAGCGCAUAGCUGACAUAGAUGUUGAUGUAUUUCAUCGGGUAUCCCAUCGCAAUGAGGCGGAAAGUGAUGAGGUGGAAACACAUUUUUACCAAUGUCUCCACAAAUGGAGCGUUCUUAACCUCACAGAGAAUUAUACAAAUUUGAAAAAAGAACUUCGCGGCAUUGUCACGCUGCCACAACUGUUGAACAGCAAAGAACACGUUAUCGAUGCUCUUUUGAAAUAUCUCAGAUUGAAGGAUACUCUGUGUCUACAGCCGAUACUCGAAUUAGUAAUCGCUGCUGCACGAGAUCUUCAAAAAGAAUUCUAUGAGUACUUUCCUCAAUUCUUGACGGUGAUAAUAGAUUUGCUACAUACAAACGAUGCUGAGCAGCUGGAAUAUACUUUCACAGCAUUGGCUUACCUAUUUAAAUUCUUGUGGCGGUACUUGAUCAAGAAUGUCGAUGCUGUGUUUGAUCUGUUGUUACCAUUACUGGCUGAGUCAAAACCAACUUACAUCAAUGAUUUUGCUGCCGAAAGUUUUGCAUUUGUAGUAAGGAAAGUCAAAGAUAAGGAUGCAUUUUUAGAACUGCUAAUCAAUGCUUUGGAAAAAAGACCAGAUGGAGUAUCAGGGUGCGGAAAACUAUUAUUUCAAGUCAUCCAAGGAACGACUGGUCAGUUUCAUUCCUGCGCUGAACAAAUGUUGACGCUUUACAUUGGCAGCCUAAAAAAUGAGUCCAUAGAUAAGCAAAUGUUAUACAGCAUUCUUCAACAAGUUGUACAGUGCUUAGUCAACUCCAUACAUCCACAAAAAAGUGAGAUUUUUUGGAAUGUUUCUCUUCGAUUGGCGGAUCUGUUUUUAGAGAACUAUGAAAAAUCAAGUGGAGAUACGGAUGAAUUAAAAACGGAAAAAGAGAAUGCACUAUUCCUACUCCAUAGUUUAUUGUUAGAAGCCGUUAAUCAUAGAGAUGGACGAAUGCUUGUUCAUCCCAAUCAAUUGAUAAACGAGCUGGUCAAAGCACUCGAUUUCUUUGAAAAUAAGGAAACGACUGUAGGUGGUGACAAAGUAAUCGUGAAGGGCUUGGCUAAACUUUCUGGAUCAGUUCUUUUGGCUCAAAACGUAAAACUUACUCAGGAGUAUUCGAAUAAACUUGUACGAAAGAUAUUGGCCAUACGAGAUAUUGAGAUUUUGCUUUCAGUAGUGGAACAACUAAUUUCUUAUUCGUCAUUCGAAACAUUGGUAUUACCACAUUUCAUGACCUACAGUUUUCAGACUGGCUUCAACAGCGAUAUUUUGCGACUUUUUUCUAAAAUAAUCACUGUCAAAUCACCUCUUUGUCUUAAUGGUACAAAAUUGAAAGAAUGGACCAGAUACAAUUUGAAUAUCCGUAAUAUUCCAGGUGAAAGUUUAAAUCAUAUGCAAAAUAUUUUAACAGCUCUGAAUGAUAAUGCACCGACAGAAGAUUCACUGCGAUUGUUGAUAACGUUACCUCACUUGAGCCCUGUGCCGAAGAUUUGUGAAGAAACAUUGUUAGAAGCUACAAAAAAUAUUUAUGGAAAGUUGAAAACAUUCGUCGAUAUUAAUUCAGACCUGAAGCUUGACUUGUUAAGUUUCACUUUCCUCUUAGCGAUUGAAUCUGUUGCACACAUUCUACAGCCAAACGAAUUUUAUGAGUAUAUUACUAAACAUGACAUAAAUUUGUCUAUACUGAUAGAUAAGUAUUCGACGGUGAGAAGUAUACUUUGUGCUGUGGAUUUGUGCUUGUCGCACAUUGUCGAUUCAGAAAUUGGCAAUAAUCUGAUAAAUAUAGAUCUGUUUAAUUCACUAAAUGAAAGUUUGGCACCAUUAUUAGGAUCUCCGUACCAUAAAGACAGACUUGUGAUAGCCCACAUUUAUUCUUUGUUCAGUAAUGUUAAAGAUAUUUUGGCCACGAAUGAUCAAGGUGAUAAAAACUUCUUGGCAUUACCAUAUUUAGCUGAGGCUGAGCCGUCAACAGUCCAUUGUUAUAGAGAUAAAUUGCUACCUCUGCAAGGUCUUGCGUUUGAAAGAAUUCUACUAAGUAACUUUGAUUCAAAGUAUUUGAAAUUUCCUAUAUAUUGUCUGUUUGGAAAUUUGUAUGUAAAUUUUUCAUUGCUAUGGGAUCCAAUAAUGAAAUUAAUUGCAUCGUACGCGCACAAGCAAUGCGAUUCAUUUUGGCCAAUAUUUAUAUCAAAAUUGGAAAGUGCCAAGACACAAGGCGAAUCGGAAACCACCAGUUUGCUCACGUUUGAUUGUGACGUUACUUCCACGCUCUUGUUUCAAGUUUUUGAUAAUGAGGACAAACCUGAUUACAAUAACUACAGUUUACUUCUUUGGAAGUGUAUGUCAUUAUUUUCUGACUUUUGUGAAAUGAAAAAUAGGGAUUUGACUGGAAUAUUCAUUGAUUUCGUUGAGAGUAACUUUUUCAAAUCCAACAGCGAAGAUGCUAAAUCUUGGAGUAUUAAGAAACAUGAAGGUGAUAAUGAAUUGGCAAAUCAAAUUGUCCAGGAAACUGAAGAUGAUGAUGAAAUAGAGCAUGAGAAAGCCACCAAAAAUGAUUUAGCAACGAAUAAAAUAUCGUUUGACGGUAAACAUAAAAUCAAGCUUCUCUUGGCACAGAUGGAAAUAUUUUCAAAGGUAAAAAAUCCAAGAACUUUGUACCGAGAAGCCGAUAUGUAUAAAAUUUAUUUAGAAUUACUUGCCUCCAAAAAUAGUGAAGUUCAGAAAUCUGCUCUAAACUGUCUGUUCACUUACAAACACAAGUACCUGGUACCGUACAAGGAGCAUCUAUAUAAUCUAAUAGAUGAAAAAAGUUUGAAGAAUGAGUUAGCUUUGUUUAAAAUAGAUAAAGAAAGUAACAUGAUACAAGACGAUCACAGAGAAGCAUUGCUGCCGAUUCUUAUGAGGAUAAUAUAUGCUAAAAUGGUGAUGAGGACAGGAAUGAGAACCGGAGGAAAGGCUGGUGGUCUUGUUAGAAGAACUAUUGUACUACGAUUUCUGGCUGGAACUCAAGAAGACGAGAUGAUGACAUUCAUUAGCAUGGCCUUUAAGCUUUUUCAUAAAUAUGUACCGAUAGCUUCCGAAGAAGAACUCAAUUUGAAUGAAAUGGUGAGAGAUGUGGUUAAUAAUCUAGAUCUAUCCAACAUCAUUCCACCAAAACGACUACAAAGCUCCGUGAAUUUACUGGCAAUUGUAAUCGAACAAUUUGGUGGCAAAAUGUCGAGUAAAUUGCUACCUCGUUUGUUGGGGAUACUAAUUUGUAUACUAGCACAAGUAACUGGAAUAUCACACCGUUCGAACGACGUUCAUCCCGGAUACAUGUCUUCGAUAAGAAAUCUGCGUACCAGUUGUAUGAACAUACUAUCUAGGUUCUUUUCUCAUUAUGAAAGCUACGAAUGGACUGAAAGUGAAAUAGAUGCGCUGUUUGCUGUAGCAGUGUUUCCAUGGCUCGAAAAGUUACCAAUCGAAGGUAUCCACAGUCCAACGGCACUCUUGAAACUCUUCAUAGCUUGGAGCCAGAAUCCAAGGUACUAUCCCUUGUUCGCAAAACAUUUCGAAAAUAAUUUGACGCUGACACCGCUGCCAUAUGUUAUACAAUUAUUGUUGGGGCCUAAAACGCACGGUUCUGUGAUAAACGCGAUAUUGGAAAUGAUUGAGAAAAUGCUGACGCUGCAGGAUUACGGUGUAAUUGAUAAUAAUGUGAAUCAAAUGGACGUCGACGCAAAGUUUUUCCCAAUAAUAUUGAUCAAUAAUAUGCUGGAAGUCAAGCAAAAUAGCACCCGUUGUCGCACAGAUAAUAUCAAUUACGGAUCAGCUCUGCUACUGCCUCACGUACCGAAUAUAUUAGAAUAUAUAAAAAAGAAGUUAAACAAGAGUAACAAGGGAGUGAACAAAAUCGAACUGGUUGUAUUAUCGCGUAUAUCCGAAUUUGUUGAAGACUCCGAAACAUGCGAUACUCUGUUGACAUUGCUUCUGCCAAUUCUUGUUAAAAAAGCGACAACUGGUGCAAGUGAAGAGAUUGUCGUUCAGCUGGUUUCCACCAUCUUUAAUCUUAUGAAGAUCGUUGAACACCCAGAGAAGCACUUACGACUUAUUGUUCCGCUUACCGGUGCGAUUACAGCUGUAUCAGCUAGAAAAUCCUUGAUGCGAUUGUACAAUAUUAUAUCAGAAGGAUCGUCGGAACAACACCGUGAUCUUAUGAUACGCAACUGUAAACUGCUUGUCGAGUUGAACGCCUGGGACAGUAAAUGGAUCGAUCAACCAGAUUUUGAUAAAAGGCUAGAGGCGUUCAAGGAAGUAAACACGUUACUGGAGGAAGAUGCUCUCACACUUGAGUUUGGCGCGACAAUAAUAUACAAUUGCUUUUUCUUUUUGAAAACUGAGAAAGAUCUAGCACUGAGAGAUUUGUCAGGGCAGUGUUUAAAAACAAUUGCUCCGAAGUUGGUCAGAAAGUACAAGGACAGGCACUUAGAAAAGAAUUAUCUAAUCGAUGAAACCAUUUUGUCAAUUGUGCGGAUGGGCAUUCGGGAUAAAAAUGAAAUUGUACGCAAUCAGUCUAUUGCUCUUCUGGGCCAAUUAGCAAUGGAAUGUUCCGAUGUUCAUCCAGUGCUCCGAGAUCUUCAUCCGCUGAGUAAUAAGGCUGAUCCAGAAGUGGACGUUUUUGAAAACUUGCAACACUUGCAAUUACACAGAAAAGCACGAGCACUGCUCAAGUUUUGCUCCAUUGCAAAAACCUGGACGAGAUCUCCAAAUCCAAAAACAUUGACGCAAUUUAUACUACCUCUUGCGUCGUCCUACUUGUGCUCUGAAUCUUUUGUAAAUAAAAAUAGUAUCGUUGACGCUGCGAUCGAAACAGUCGGCACUGUGUGUAGACUGUUACCCUGGCAUCAGUACGAAGUUGUCCUCAAAUACUAUCUAGAUAAAUUGAGAUCUUCAGUUGAAUUUCAAAAACAAACAAUAAGAAUUGUUGUUGCGAUACUAGAUGCGUUCCAUUACAAUCUUUCAAAGUACAAGGAACCCGCAAGCUCUGUAAUCGCUAUAGUGAAUACAGAGGAUGUGAAAGAGCCGGAUCCAUUACCCAGUUACGACGAGGGUAGUGUGCUUGAUGGCAUUCCGGAUAUGGAUGAAAAGUUGGACGAAUCAUUGGCGGAUGAUGCGAAAAAUCUUGAUGAAUCGGAGCCGAAAAGUGGCAAUAAUUCACAGAUAAAUAUACCAGCAAUGCAAAGAGAGCUGUUUCUUUCACAAUUUGCUGCCAGAAGACUAGUAUUCGGCAUAUCGAAGGUCUUGUUGCCUCAGUUAAAUCGGUCAAUCAUGGCACGCACGCAACACGAGAACAGCCACAAGGUAAACAGGAAAAAGACUGGCUUCGAAAGGGAGGAAGAAGAAAUUAUGCGAGUGCCAAUUGCGCUUGCUGUUGUUAAACUACUUCAAAAGUUACCGCCAGGUGUACUGGAGGAAAAUUUACCUGGCAUCCUGAUGAAGUUGUGCACAUUUCUUAAGUCUCGGUUGGACUCUGUCAGACGUAUUACACGUGAAACUAUGCAAAAAAUAAUGAUAACUUUGGGGCCUGAAUAUCUGCGUCAUUUACUCAAAGAGAUGAACAACAUAUUGACAAAGGGUUUUCAAGUACACGUUCUUGUGUAUACCAUUCAUGCUGUACUUGUUUCGUUGAAACCAUACUACAAACCUCUUCAUAUUAACGAGAAUUUGCACAGCAUUUUAUCGGUAUGCAAGGUUGAUCUGUUUGGCCUAACUGGAGAAGAAAAAGAGAUCGCUGGUAUUGUAAAGAAUGUUUCCGAAGCGAAGUCAACUAAAAGUUUUGACAUCUUUCAUAUAUUAGCUCAAUUUAUAACCGAAUCAUGCUUACUCGAUCUGGUUAUGCCAUUGAAGAAUGCAUUAAUCAAAACACACUCCUACAAAAUUAUCCGUAAAGUAGUCGAGUGCUUGAGACAGGUAGUUUUGGGUCUGGCUGAUAAUACUUUCAUUGAAAUAAACAAAAUGCUAACAUUUCUCUAUGGCGUUAUAUCUGAAAGUAUACCUGAUCUCUUGCUUGCAACUAAACCUAAACAAGUAACUGAAAGAGAAGCUGAAAUAAAGGCACGCCAAAAGCCUGACUGUUUGAUCAUCGCACCUGAACCAAAGAAUAGAAUGGGUGUAAAAGCCCAGGCGAAAACUUCUAGCAAUGCCAAUGCUCACAUUAUGGUGGAGUUUGGCCUACGACUGUACCAUAUUCUGUUGAAACGAGAUCGCAUAUCAGCGCCGGAACUGAAAUCCUACUUGGACCCUGUCGUAUCCAUAUUAAGUGAUUGUUUAAAGUCUCAGCACGUCAAGCUGACUACGCUUGCCCUUCAAUGCCUGAAUUGGAUCCUAAAAACAGAUCUUCCAUCGGUAAAGACUUACAUUACAGAAAUUUGUUCUUCGAUGUUCAAUAUACUGCACAAAUAUGCUGCUGCUGGAUUAAGCAAAGGAGACAACUUCGAUCUUGUAACGGCAGCGUUUAAGUGCAUGUCUGUGCUUGUACGAGAUGUGAAAGACUUUACAAUAAAUUCAGAACAGUUGAAAAUACUUAUUCUCUACGCUGAACAAGAUUUACACGAUUACGAUAAGCAAGGAACUGCGUUUACUUUACUCAGGGCUAUACUAAGUCGAAAAUUAAUUGUCCCUGAGAUGCACGAUGUAAUGGAGAAAGUUGCCAAGCUGAGUGUAACGUCAGAAUUAGACCAUGUCCGGCAACAAGCACGUUCUAUAUUUCAUAUAUUCCUCAUGGAAUAUCCACUAGGAAAGUUCCUCGAAAAACAUCUUUCCUUUUACCUAACGCAGUUGAGUUAUGAAGUAAAGUCAGGAAGACUAAGCGCGUUGGAAAUGAUACAUGGCAUUAUCACAGGAUUUCCACUGACGGUUCUAUCGCAACACUCCGGUUUGUUCUUUUUGAUGAUCGGUGCAAGACUAGCGAAUGACGAAGAUCCGGAUUGCAGAAAACUCUGUGCCAAAUGUAUCAAGGAAAUGAUUAUUCGACUACCGCAUAACGAUAAGAACAAAUUAUUUGAUAUCAUACUCCUGUGGUUAAAGGAAGUUAAGGUUUCCCAUAGACGACUAGCAGCACAGCUUUGUGGUAUUUUCAUUACCGUGGAGAAACAGGAAUUUGAAUCACGUCUUGCCAAGCUGCUUCCACUUGUACUGAAACAGUUUAAUGAUACUGACUCUGAUGAUUCAGAACCAGGUCGAUUUGUGAGGAUAAAAAAACAGGACAUUUCAAAUUCAGACGAUUUUCGAAAGGAUAAAAAGAAACUUGGCGAUUCAGAACGAAUGAGAGACCACCACUUGUUCCAAGUUUUACAGAUGUUCUUAAAAUUAUCAUCCAAUUGUCCUAGUUUUUUGAAAGAUGAAAAAUACGAAGAUGCCGUGUGCAUAUUAGCUGCACACAGCCAAUCGUUACUGGCACAUCCUCAUCUGUGGGUUCGUUUAGCAGCAGCUCAGCUAAUUGGAUUUAUUUUGGCUGCUAUUGACGUUGAAAAAGUAGCUGAUGCUCUUGAAAACCCAGAGAGUUAUGCUGAUCAGAAAGGCUACAUUUAUUCGGACCCAGUUGCUACAAUGAAAAGCUUAGCUCUGGACUUGGCUGCACAGUUGCAACCAGAACUUGUAUUUGAAGAUCUAGCUGAUCAGGUGGUGAAAAACCUAAUAUUUGUUGCUCGAGCUUUAAAAUCUUUUCACAUUAGAGGCGGGAAAAAACCUGACAAUCAUUCUUCCACCUCAGAAAGUGAUGGCGACAGAAUAUCACUUUUUUGGCUUGUCAAGAGAAUGCGAAAAAUUGUAAAUGUGGAAGUUACUCAGUCACCCAAAUCUACCGCCAUGAGAACUGCAGUAUUCAAGUGGACCGCAGGGGUAGUAGCAACUAUAUCUGUGGAAAAUUUGAAUCCAGUAUUGUUUCAUUUGAUGUCACCGCUGGUUAGAGAAAUGACCACAACUGAGGAAAGCAAUGCUCCAUUACGUCAUUUGGCUAAAGACGUUGCAACAAUGAUAAAGAAAAGUUUAGGAAGUGAAGAGUAUAUGAAACUAUUGAGCAAAGUUCAACAAAAAUUGGACACCAAAAGAGCUGAGCAAAAGAAAUCGCGAACACAAGAAUUUAUUACGGACCCGGAAUUAGCCGCCAAGCGAAAAAUUGCAAGACAGCAAAAGAAAAAGGAGGCAAAAAAACGGAAAAUGGAAACUAUGAAGGGUCGGAAAUCGUUUGGAAAAAAACCACGAAGGGAAGUCAAUUUUGAUGCUUCGUAGUGUAUAUACCGUGAUCUUGUAAAUAAGUAAAUUAUCCAUUUUUUUUUUCUUUUGUAAAGAAAAUAUGUAUAUAUCACACAUCGGUGCAUUGAAUCUUUGUAAAACUUGCAUGUUUAAUGCUGAACCAUUCUGGAUGACAAAAAAAUUGAGGUAAAUCGAGAUAUUGACUGAUAUUUAAAAAUGAUAACUACCAACUUUCACAAAUUGUAACCUCUUUCUAUAUCUAGUAGGCAGAUUAUAGGUAAUAGGAGACUCGCAUUGACCAACAAAUCAUGUUCAGCCAUGUAUGCUAAUUUUCUGAUUCGUUCAUCUGCGUCGCAGGUCAGUGUCACAUUCCCAAAAGUUUUACGUGACAAAAGACUACCGGUAAGAUAAGGAACAAAGCCAGAGAAUUGUGAUGUUCAUAAAUCAUUAGCUAAUUUUAUUUCUUCAUUCUUUUAUUCUUAUGGCAUUGGUCAUCAAAUCACUGAUUUACGACUGUUACAUUCGCUGAGGAAAGAUAAACAGAAUUCGAAAAUAGAAAUCUGACAACGACCUCAUUCUAAUAAGCGUUACAGUUGCUGUUCAGUUUUUAUCCCUUAUAUUAUUAAAAUUUUCAUAUCCACUUUUCACCAAAUACUUGCACAAUUCAUAUGUGACGUAUAAAACCUUCACAGAAAUCUGACUGAGACCUCCGUAACAACGAGGCAGUUAAGCGUUAUUAUUGGUGAAUUAAAGUACACGGAAAAAAGAACUACAUAAUUUAUUUAAUAAAAAAUAUAUUUGGAAGAUUCUGAUAGCGUAUGAGUGGUAAAUAUUAUUCUUGGCUACUAAAAGAAAAUACAUGAUAUAGAAUACGAGCCAAGAGACUAAAUACUCAUCAUGCCUAUUUUUUUAUGUAUCGUCUGUAUGGCUCGUAUUCCAUUAUAUUCAACAGACAAUACAGUAUAAUAUCUUAUUCUCCUUUUUAACCAGGCUAUACGUUGAGUAUAACUGAUACGUAUGUAAGUGGUUGACAUGAAGCAAUUUUAUUACCGUUUGUAAAUAACGUUAAUUUAAAGAUGGAAAGAAAAUUGAUUUACUUCCUACAGUUUUAUUUAUAUACGUCGUAUAAGUAUAUCUGUGAAGUUACGU